Molecule: messenger RNA, 1585 nt
Organism: Vitis riparia (riverbank grape)
Lineage: Eukaryota; Viridiplantae; Streptophyta; Magnoliopsida; Vitales; Vitaceae
Product: UDP-glycosyltransferase 88F5-like
Exons: 2
Coding region: 88-1542 (484 amino acids)
Molecular function (GO): UDP-glycosyltransferase activity
Source: RefSeq, a predicted model, not a curated record
UAUGGUAUAUCAUCUCUAACAUCGACUUCAUCUGCAGAUCUCAUUCUGAGUUCCUCCCAAUUCCAAGAAUCCAAGGUGGUACCAAAAAUGAAGGAUGCCAUAGUCCUUUACCCAGCUCCAGGGAUUGGCCACUUGUUGUCCAUGGUAGAGCUUGGUAAGCUCAUUCUUAGCCGCUACAACUGCGAAUUCUCCAUUAUUAUUCUCCUCACAACUGGCCCUUUUGACACUCCAGCCACCACCUCUCACAUCGAUCGAAUCUCCCAAACCACCUCUUCCAUCUCCUUCCACCGCUUCCCUUAUCUCCCAUUCACCGCAUCUCCAACUCUUGGUCGUCUGGCCAACAUGUUCGAGUUCCUGAGUCUCAAUGAUUCUAAUGUUCUCCAAUCUCUUCAGCAGCUCUCGGAAGCUUCUUCCAUUCGGGCUGUUAUACUCGACUCUUUUUGCACUUCAGCUUUUCCCUUGGCUCGUGGCCUUGGAAUUCCCACUUAUUUCUUCACUUCCUUUUCUGCUGCUGCUCUCGCUGCCAUCCUCUACUUGCCAACAAUUCACAAACAGACCACCAAGAGCUUCAAAGAUCUUCCCACCACUGUUUUUCACAUUCCUGGAUUGCCUCCACUGCUAGCUACUCACAUGAUAGAACCACUGCUUGACCGAGAGGACCGGACUUAUCACCAGUCGCUACAGUUCUCACUGGAUCUACGAAAAUGUGAUGGGGUUUUGACCAAUACGUUUGAUGGCCUUGAGCCAAUAGCCCUUAUGGCUAUUACAAAUGGGGAAUGCGUUACCGAUGGACCAAGUCCGUCUGUUUAUUGCAUUGGACCAUUGAUUGCAGAUGCUGGUGAAGAUGGUCCAACUCAUAAGCAUGACUGCUUGUCAUGGCUGGACCAGCAGCCGAGUAGGAGUGUUGUGUUCCUGUGUUUUGGCAGCCGUGGAUCAUUCUCGAGGGAGCAGGUGAAGGAGAUAGCUAAUGGGUUGGAGAGAUGCGGCCAGAGAUUUUUGUGGGUGGUGAAAAUUCCACCUGUGGAUAACAAAAGCAAGGAAAUCAAGCAAGAAAAUUUGGUGUGGAACGACUUUGAUUUGGAUGAGCUUAUGCCAGAAGGGUUCUUGGAAAGAACCAAGAAUAGGGGAAUGGUGGUGAAGUCAUGGGCGCCGCAGGUGGCGGUGCUGAGACACCAAUCCGUGGGUGGGUUUGUGUCUCACGUGGGGUGGAACUCAGUGUUGGAAGCGGUGGUUGCGGGAGUGCCAAUGGUGGCAUGGCCUCUCCACGCCGAACAGCACCUGAAUAAGGCUGUUUUGGUCGAGAAAAUGAAGAUGGCCAUUGGUGUAGAGCAGAGAGAUGAUGACAGGUUUGUGAGUGGGGCUGAGUUGGAGAGGCGACUCAAAGAGUUGAUGGAUUCUGAAGAGGGGAGAGAGCUGAGAGAGAGAAGCGAGAAGAUAAGAGAGAUGGCGGUGGAAGCUUGGAGAGAGGAGGGAUUAUCCACUACGGCCCUUGCCAAGUUGGCCGAGAUCUGGAAGCAUGAUUCAGGUUGCAGGUCAAUAUAGGUACCUUUACUUCAGGCGAGGAGUGAUGGCUAGGUCGGGGAAU